AUGGCGGCAUCAGUAGCUUGCGCCUUCUUCUUCGACGCCGAGCCGGCCGGCGAGCCCGGCAAGCACGCGCUGGACGCGUGCGCGCUCUGCGCCAAGCGGCUGGCGCGCGACAGCGACGUCUUCAUGUACAGAGGGGACACGCCCUUCUGCAGCGAGGAGUGCCGCCACGAGCAGAUGCACCUCGACGCCGUCUGCGGCAGGCAAGCCGCGCGGAGACUGCAGCGCUUCUCGGCGGAGACGGAGUCCCAGUCCCACCGUGGGCAGCGGCAGUCCCGGAAGGUGUCCAUCGGCCCACCUCAUAUUCUUGGUUGA
Messenger RNA from Triticum turgidum subsp. durum (durum wheat), 312 nucleotides. Lineage: Eukaryota; Viridiplantae; Streptophyta; Magnoliopsida; Poales; Poaceae. The record is from the annotation of a GenBank genome assembly.